Molecule: messenger RNA, 996 nt
Organism: Solanum dulcamara
Lineage: Eukaryota; Viridiplantae; Streptophyta; Magnoliopsida; Solanales; Solanaceae
Product: gamma-glutamylcyclotransferase 2-3
Exons: 8
Coding region: 113-682 (189 amino acids)
Biological process (GO): glutathione catabolic process
Cellular component (GO): cytoplasm
Molecular function (GO): gamma-glutamylcyclotransferase activity; glutathione specific gamma-glutamylcyclotransferase activity
Source: RefSeq, a predicted model, not a curated record
UUGCUAAUAAUUUUUUGUAUAGAAAGGUAUUAACCAAUCCACAACAGCCUUGCUUCUGCUCAAAUUUCAUCUGCUCUCUCUCGAAGAGAUUCGAGAGGGGGUAAAAAAUAAAAUGGUGAUGUGGGUAUUUGGAUAUGGAUCUCUAAUUUGGAAGCCAGGCUUUAACUACGAUGAUCGUCUUGUCGGUUUCAUCAAAGGCUAUCGUCGUGUCUUUUAUCAAGGCAGUACUGAUCACAGAGGGACACCAGAAUUCCCAGGUAGAACAGCUACACUGGAGCCUGCUGAAGGAGAAGUUUGUUGGGGUAUGGCCUACAAGAUAACGAAGAAGGAAGAUCAAGAAGUUGCACUGACGUACCUUGAAGUCAGGGAAAAACAAUAUGACAAGAAGGUUUAUGUAGAUCUUUUCACUGAGCCUGCAGCAUCAGCACCAGCUGUUUCUGGUGUAUUAGUAUACAUUGGGUCUCCAGACAAGAAGCUUAACGAAAACUAUCUGGGACCUGCAUCUGUUGAAGAAAUUGCUAGUCAAAUUGCUCAUGCAGAAGGUCCCUCAGGACACAAUAGAGACUACCUUUUUCAACUUGAUAAAGCCCUUGGCCUCUUAGGAUGUGAAGAUAAACAUGUCAGUGACAUAGCAAAGGAAGUCAGGCGCAUUCUUUCAGAAGAAGAGGUAACCAUCUCAUGAUCUUGCAGAUACACCUGGGGAGCAGUAUAUGAUAAGCAGACACUUGACAGUGCAUGAUACAGGGAAAACACAUUGCUUUUCUAUAUCCAAGUUCCUGCAGAUUUCUUGCAUUCAAGGAAAAUAAUACAUACGUUAUUGGCUUUCAUGUCUCGUCUGCUCAACCUUUCAAUAAUAUACUUGGAAGUGUCAUUCUGCUGUCAUACAAAUGGAAAAAUGAUCGAGUUAAUAAUAGUGUGUCGUGACAUAGAAUUGUUCUUAAAGCACUGUUUACAGACAAAAGAAACUUACAUAUCAUUGCAUGAACGAUAUCUUCA